Schistocerca cancellata (South American locust) is the source of this 549-nucleotide messenger RNA. RefSeq lists its product as uncharacterized. The coding region runs from base 1 to 549 and encodes 182 amino acids. The transcript has a single exon. The record is from RefSeq and is a predicted model, not a curated record. NCBI's taxonomy places the organism in Eukaryota, Metazoa, Arthropoda, Insecta, Orthoptera, Acrididae.
AUGGGGAAAACGCAAAUAUGGGGAAAACGCAAAUAUGGGGAAAACACAAAUAUGGGGAAAACGCAAAUAUGGGGAAAACGCAAAUAUGGGGAAAACGCAAAUAUGGGGAAAACGCAAAUAUGGGGAAAACGCAAAUAUGGGGAAAACGCAAAUAUGGGGAAAACGCAAAUAUGGGGAAAACGCAAAUAUGGGGAAAACACAAAUAUGGGGAAAACGCAAAUAUGGGGAAAACGCAAAUAUGGGAAAAUCGAAAAUAUUGGAAAAAUUGCAAAUAUGGGAAAAUCGCAAGUAUGGGAUCAUCGCAAAUAUGGGAAAAACGCAAAUAUGGGAAAAACGCAAAUGAGGGAAAAACGUAAAUAUGGCAAAAACGCAAAUGUGGCAAAACGCAAAUAUGGCAAAAACGCAAAUAUGGCAAAAACGCAAAUAUGGCAAAAACGCAAAUAUGGCAUAAACGCAAAUAUGGGAAAAACGCAAAUAUGGGAAAAACGCAAAUAUGGGAAAAACGCAAAUAUGGGAAAAACGCAAAUAUGGGAAAAACGCAAAUAUUAG